AUGGUUAAGGACUUGAAGACGAAGAAUAGAUUGAAUAUGCUAGGGCUGGUUGAAACUAAAAAACAUGUUGUGACGAGAUUUAAUGUUGCACGUCUUUGGGGCUGUAAUAGUGUAAGUUGGGAAUAUGUUGCUUUCGAUGGUGCUUCGGGGGUCUUAUUAAAGAAUAAUUUCAAUUGUGCAUUCUUUUUGGUUUAUGGUGCUCAUGUUAGAGAGGAAAAACUUGUUGUGUGGGAGGAGUUGAGCUAUGUUGCUGGUUUAUGUCAGGUCCUGUGCUGCUUCAUGGGGGACUUUAAUGAGAUUGUCCAUAUAGAGGAAAGAAAAGGUGCUGGUAGUUUAACUGUAGCUGCUGAAGAGUUUAAAUCUUGGAUACAGGAUAUGCACUUGGUGGACUUGCCGCUUAAUGACCGUAAAUAUACAUGGUUUAGAGGCUGCUCAUGUAUUUGGAUUGAUAGAGUGAUGGUCAGCCUGGAAUGGGUUGAGGAAUUCCCAAAGACUCGGUUAAGAGGAAGACCAAGGGGUUUGUCAGAUCACUGUCCAUUGAUAGUAGAAGAUACUAAGAUGAGAGACGGCCCAAGACCUUUUAGAAGUCUUGACUCAUGGUUUACUCAUGAAGGUUUCCUAAGAAUGGUUAAAGAGGAAUGGAAGGGUUUAGGGGAGAUAAACUUCACAGACAAAUUGAAGGCUUUGACAGCUCCUCUGGGAAGAUGGCACAAGGUCAAUUUUGGGAACAUGGAUACUAAAAUUCUGCAGUUUGAUGAAGAGAUAAAGAAGUUGGAUGACAAAGUAAGUAGUGGGGUGUAUGAUGGAACAGUGGAGGGAAGAAGGAAGGCGUUGGUAACCUGCUGUAAGGGAUGGUAUGUCUGA
This is a messenger RNA of Arachis stenosperma, 864 nucleotides long. RefSeq lists its product as uncharacterized. The record is from RefSeq and is a predicted model, not a curated record. The transcript is spliced from 2 exons. The coding region runs from base 1 to 864 and encodes 287 amino acids. NCBI's taxonomy places the organism in Eukaryota, Viridiplantae, Streptophyta, Magnoliopsida, Fabales, Fabaceae.